UCCGGUCUGUCCCCGCCUAGACAGCCCAGUCAGAGCGGAGGAGUUUGUUUUCUUUUUCACAGCAGCGUUAAAGUUUCGGUUUGUUUCACUCCGGGGAUGAGUUUGGAUCCGUGGAGCCGGGUGGAUGAACUCAGCGCCCGGGGGAAGAGCGAGGUCGCUCCACGGCUCUGCUCCUCCAUCCUGCCGUGAUCGGGUGUCUCCUGUGCGGGGCUCGUCUCUCUCUGCACGGCGGCUCGUCUCCUGGAUCUACCCGCUCUUCUCCUGGAUCUACCUUCUCAUCUGCUGGACUUGUCGGCUCUUCCGUCGCAGCAUGGCGGCCAGACCCACCGAGCUCGGCGCCGCAGAGCCCGAUGCCGCCGGUGAGCGGAUCAGAAACCACCACAAGCAGGCGUUUGAGUACAUCUCCGUGGCUUUGCGCAUCGACGAGGACGAAAAAGGACACAAGGAACAGGCGGUAGAGUGGUACCGUAAGGGCAUCACUGAGCUGGAGAAAGGCAUCGCCAUCCAAGUCACAGGCACUGGAGAGAAAUCGGACCGAGCCAGACGGCUACAGGCUAAGAUGACCACCAAUCUGACCAUGGCCAAAGACCGGUUAGAACUGCUGGCUAAGCUGCGGUCAGAAUCUCAUCGCUCUGUUUACACUGACGGCUCUGACCAGGCUCUGUCCAACGGCAACCUGCGGCCAGUCAGUGGUGCUGUUCCUAAGAAGAGAGACUCUAAUACGUCUCAGGCGAAGGUGAAACAGCCCACCAGACCACCCUUCAGCGCCCCCCAGCGUGCACACAGCUUCACUGCAGCACCUACAGGAGCCACCGGCCGACCUGGACAGCACAAGGCUGCGGCUGGUCGUGGUGGAGGCAGAGGGAACGUUAAAGCCGGUGGUGCUCCUUCCUCCGCUCUACAGCCGAAGAGAGACAUGAAGAACUUUAAAAAUGUGGACAGCAAACUAGCCAACCUCAUCCUUAACGAGAUAGUGGACAGUGGCUCAGCGGUGCGGUUUGAGGACGUAGCUGGACAGGAUUUGGCUAAGCAGGCUCUCCAGGAGAUCGUAAUCCUGCCGGCGCUGCGGCCUGAGUUGUUUACUGGCCUCAGGGCUCCUGCGAGAGGCCUCCUCCUGUUCGGUCCCCCCGGCAACGGGAAAACCAUGCUGGCCAAAGCGGUUGCCAUGGAAUCCAAUGCUACCUUCUUCAACAUCAGUGCUGCCAGUCUGACCUCUAAAUAUGUGGGUGAAGGUGAGAAACUGGUUCGGGCUCUGUUUGCUGUUGCCAGGGAACUUCAGCCAUCAAUCAUCUUCAUUGAUGAAAUAGACAGUCUGCUGUGUGAGAGAAGAGAAGGAGAGCAUGACGCCAGCAGAAGACUGAAGACUGAGUUCCUCGUCCAGUUUGACGGAAUGCAGUCAGGAGGUGAUGACCGUGUGUUGGUGAUGGGAGCCACUAACAGACCUCAGGAACUGGACGAGGCUGUGCUGAGGCGCUUUCCCAAGCGUAUUUACGUGUCUUUGCCCACAGAGGAGACACGUCUGAAGCUGUUGAAGAACCUGCUGGCGAAACAUGGCAACCCACUGACACAGAAGGAGCUGAGUCAGCUAGCCAGGAUGACUGAUGGUUACUCGGGCAGUGAUCUGACCUCUUUGGCUAAAGAUGCUGCACUCGGACCCAUAAGAGAACUGCGUCCGGAGCAAGUGAGGAACAUGGCUGCAAACGAGAUGAGGAACAUCCGUUUCUCUGAUUUUGUGGACUCUCUGAAGAAGAUAAAGAGGAGUGUGAGUCCUCAGACUCUGGAUCAGUACGUCCGCUGGAACCGAGAGUACGGAGACACGACUGCUGUAUGACACGCAGUUCCUCUGUGUGACCUCUGAGCUUUAAACUGUGACCUGCUGGUCCUUAAACAUGAAUGAAGACUAGUUUGGCUCUGAUGGAGGAGCUGCCGUCUACCGUGAGCCCCCCUGGAGGAGAACGGACACCUGUGGAGGAGAAUUUAUUCAGACUUAUUCGGAAAAGCACUGCAUUUUUACGGAUUCUGCUGCGGUACUGAAAACUGUCUGGUGUGGAUUUGCUGAGUGUGCACUAGUGCAUUAGAUUUAGAUGAAUCAGAACUGAACUGACGAACACAUGAACCUUUUGACUCAGCGUCAGAUAAUCAGACGAGAACCGGCUUCAACAGAACUUUCACUUGUCUGGAAACCUGUGCAUGAGAAGCUGUGGAAGUGGCUCAGUGGUGAGGGCUUCACUACUGGAACAUGUUGGACUUGGAGGGGCUCUGUUGUGAGUCCCACUGUGGGGGACGCUGUAUGUCCAAAAGUUUGUAGACACCUGCUCAUCCAGUGCUGCUUAAUUAAUAGGUAGUCCUUCACCUUACCCUUCUGAGAAGGCUUUAUACUAGAUGUUGGAACAUUGCUGUGAGGAUUUGAUUGAAUUCGGCCACAAGACUAUUAGUGAGAUCAGGUACUGGUGUUGGAUAGUCAGCUCUGGAUCACUCCACUCCAGCUCAUCCCAAAGGUAUUGGAUGGAGCUCCGUCACUCCAGAGGACGUUCAGAGCGUCCCGCUCUAUUGGUGUAGAAAUUGAAUGCUUAUGUCAGCAAUAGGUCCUUAAAGUAGCUUUUGGACAUACAGUAUAAAAACAGGAGAAUUUUACUGUUGUAAAAUAGAUCACCACCAACUGGCCAACCCAUGCAAAUGUUUCAUAGCAACUGUUGCCAGGUUGGACAAGCUUUACAAAACAUUGACAAAAAUCUCAUUCAGUCUUAACGAGAAAUUGAGUAAAAGUUUUUGCCCAAAAUACCUAAAUUUAAAGUGCCAUAUACACCGAUCAGGCAUAACAUUAUGACCACCUCCUUGUUUCUACACUCAUUGUCCAUUUUAUCAGCUCCACUUACU
Messenger RNA from Colossoma macropomum (tambaqui), 2877 nucleotides. It is a transcript of the gene spast, whose product is annotated as spastin. Gene Ontology annotation, cellular component: microtubule cytoskeleton. NCBI's taxonomy places the organism in Eukaryota, Metazoa, Chordata, Actinopteri, Characiformes, Serrasalmidae. Gene Ontology annotation, molecular function: ATP hydrolysis activity; ATP binding; microtubule severing ATPase activity. The transcript has 17 exons. The record is from RefSeq and is a predicted model, not a curated record. Bases 125 to 1831 code for a protein of 568 amino acids.